Molecule: messenger RNA, 2243 nt
Organism: Drosophila takahashii
Lineage: Eukaryota; Metazoa; Arthropoda; Insecta; Diptera; Drosophilidae
Source: RefSeq, a predicted model, not a curated record
UUUUGACAAUUGCAGCGAGCAGUAAGCAAAAAAUAAAAAAUAAAAACCCAAACGAAAAGUAUAUAAUAUUUAAUUAGUUGGUGAUAAAAGUAAAAUAUAGAGAACAUUCUCGAAAGUUACAAGAAAACAAUAAUCCAACAUGCAGAUCUUUGUGAAGACCUUGACUGGCAAGACCAUCACCUUGGAGGUGGAGCCUUCCGAUACGAUUGAGAAUGUGAAGGCUAAGAUUCAGGAUAAGGAGGGUAUUCCCCCAGACCAGCAGCGAUUGAUCUUCGCCGGAAAGCAGCUCGAAGAUGGACGCACCCUGUCCGACUACAACAUCCAGAAGGAAUCUACCCUUCAUUUGGUGCUGCGUCUCCGUGGUGGUAUGCAAAUCUUCGUUAAGACUUUGACCGGAAAGACCAUCACUCUGGAGGUCGAACCCUCUGAUACCAUCGAGAAUGUGAAGGCUAAAAUCCAAGACAAGGAGGGUAUCCCCCCAGAUCAGCAGCGUUUGAUCUUCGCCGGCAAGCAGCUUGAGGACGGACGCACUCUUUCUGACUACAACAUCCAGAAGGAGUCCACUUUGCACUUGGUGCUCCGUCUUCGUGGUGGUAUGCAGAUCUUCGUGAAGACCUUGACUGGCAAGACCAUCACUUUGGAGGUGGAACCUUCCGAUACGAUUGAAAAUGUGAAGGCCAAGAUCCAGGAUAAGGAGGGAAUUCCCCCAGAUCAGCAGCGUUUGAUCUUCGCUGGCAAGCAAUUGGAGGACGGACGCACCCUGUCCGAUUAUAACAUCCAGAAGGAAUCCACCCUGCACUUGGUGCUUCGUCUGCGUGGUGGUAUGCAGAUCUUUGUGAAGACUCUGACCGGAAAGACUAUCACCCUUGAAGUGGAGCCAUCCGACACCAUUGAGAAUGUGAAGGCCAAAAUCCAAGACAAGGAGGGAAUUCCUCCAGAUCAGCAGCGUUUGAUAUUUGCUGGCAAGCAGCUUGAAGAUGGGCGCACUCUUUCUGAUUACAACAUUCAGAAGGAAUCUACCCUCCAUUUGGUCCUCCGUCUCCGUGGUGGAAUGCAGAUCUUUGUGAAGACCCUCACUGGAAAAACCAUCACCUUGGAGGUCGAACCCUCCGAUACCAUCGAGAAUGUGAAGGCUAAAAUCCAGGAUAAGGAAGGAAUCCCCCCAGAUCAGCAGCGAUUGAUCUUUGCCGGAAAACAAUUGGAGGACGGACGCACCCUGUCCGAUUAUAACAUCCAGAAAGAGUCCACUUUGCACUUGGUUCUCCGUCUUCGUGGAGGAAUGCAGAUCUUCGUGAAGACUUUGACCGGAAAGACCAUCACCCUGGAAGUCGAGCCAUCCGACACCAUCGAGAAUGUAAAGGCCAAGAUCCAAGACAAGGAGGGAAUCCCUCCAGAUCAGCAGCGUCUCAUCUUCGCUGGCAAACAACUGGAGGACGGACGCACCCUGUCCGAUUACAACAUCCAGAAGGAGUCUACCCUCCAUUUGGUCCUCCGUCUUCGUGGAGGAAUGCAAAUCUUCGUCAAGACCUUGACUGGCAAGACCAUCACUCUUGAGGUUGAGCCUUCAGACACCAUCGAAAACGUCAAGGCUAAGAUUCAGGAUAAGGAAGGAAUUCCCCCAGACCAGCAGCGAUUGAUCUUCGCCGGAAAACAGCUUGAAGAUGGACGCACUUUGUCCGAUUAUAACAUCCAGAAGGAAUCCACUCUUCACCUGGUUCUCCGUCUUCGCGGUGGUAUGCAGAUCUUCGUAAAGACCCUCACUGGCAAGACCAUCACCCUGGAGGUCGAACCCUCUGACACGAUUGAGAAUGUGAAGGCUAAAAUCCAAGACAAGGAGGGAAUCCCCCCAGAUCAGCAGCGUCUCAUUUUCGCUGGCAAGCAGCUUGAGGAUGGGCGUACUCUUUCUGACUACAACAUUCAGAAGGAAUCUACCCUCCACUUGGUUCUCCGUCUCCGUGGUGGUAUGCAGAUCUUCGUGAAGACUUUGACUGGCAAGACCAUCACCCUGGAGGUUGAGCCAUCGGACACCAUCGAAAACGUAAAGGCCAAGAUCCAGGACAAAGAGGGAAUUCCUCCAGAUCAGCAGCGUCUCAUCUUUGCCGGAAAACAGCUAGAAGAUGGUCGCACCUUGUCCGACUACAACAUCCAGAAGGAGUCCACUUUGCACUUGGUGCUCCGUCUCCGCGGAGGAAUCCAGGCUUAAACUGAAUGCAUUUCCAAAUAAACACAAUUCUUAGCACGCA